GCCUCGGCUGUCUCCUGCCCCGGACGCCGUGGGGCCGUUCUCGGUAGGUUGCGUCUUUGGCCCCCCAGCUUCUGACAUCGCCAUCGCUUCUUGACUGUCCCUUUUACAACAUCCGAUCAUUUUUAUCCCCUCUGCAAUCAGGCAAUAGCUCGUUUCAUCAAGCUAUUGCUGUUUUGUUACAUUAUAACCAACUAUUUCCUCAGACUAUCGACGUCACCUGCUGCCUUGCCUGCGCGUCCACGCCACCUGGUCACUACCGAGCCUGUGGCUAUUGACAACUGUCCGAUCUUUGACAUCGUCUCAUCGCCGCCAUGGGUAAACCACAGCGCAAUACCUUGCCCAUUAUACCACUGGCACGCAACUCCAUCCUGCUGCCAGGUCUCGUCCAGCGCAUCACCGUCACUUCUAGCCGACCCGACAUCGCUGCUCUGCUCGCUCAUGUCUACGAACAGGCUGCAUCCAAGGGCCCCGACAGCCGAAUUGAUAGUAUCCCAAUUGCUUGCGUUCCAAUAACAUCACCUCUUAUUGGGCAAAAUGGUCAACUUCUGAUUAAUAACGGCGAAGAAGUUGAUCCCUCGCAGAUCGAAGAGAUCAACCCUGGCGCUGCUAAGAAGUCGGACCUCUUCAAUUUCGGUGUCUCUGCCAAGAUUAUCGGCAUUGAUGGGCGCGGCGCUGGAGAAUUUGCUCUCCGAGUCGAGGGAACUUCACGCAUACGAAUCGAUUCGAUAACUCGCGAACGUCCCUUUUUUGAAGGACAAGUGUCGUAUUUCACAGACGAGAUUGAUAUUGCCGAUAAACAGCUUCAGGACCUGUUUGCUCUUCUGAAGCUUCGAUCCCGCGAACUCGUAACGAUCCUCCGUAUAUCAUCUCUUCUUCCUCGCACCAAGGGCGGCCCUGGGCUCUCGCCUAGCUUGACCAAGCGCCUGGAGCUUCUCAUCAUGCGCCGAGAGCUCAAGGAAGCUGGUUUACUGGCAGACUUCAUGGCAAAUCUCGUUGAAAUCACACACGAAGAGAAACUGGGCAUUUUGGCCGCACUUGAUACCAAAGUUCGCAUCACGAAAGUUAUCGAGCUGUUGGAACGCCAAGUUGGCGGCAUCAAGAACAACUUCAAGAUCACCACAUUCACUUCUAUGCCGGUACACAUCUUGGAUCGUCUUGGCGAAUCGCAGAAGCGCCAAGGUGGACUGCCUAGCAUGCCAAGCAUGAACUUCGUUCCUGGCCAACAGGGUGGAAAUGACGCUGAGGAUCAGGAAGCAAACGAGCUUGAAGAUUUGAAAAAGAAACUCCAAGCUGCCAACUUGCCACCAGAGGCUGCAAAGGCUGCCGACAGAGAACUUCGUCGCCUCCAGAAGAUGAUGCCCAUGAAUCAAGAGUACCAAGUUAUUAGGAAUUGGCUUGAAACUCUAUCUGAUAUUCCAUGGACGACCAUGACAGACGACCGUCUUGGCCCCGAUACCUUGGUCCGAGCCCGCAAGCAAUUGGAUGACGACCAUUAUGGAUUGGACAAAGUGAAGAAGCGACUGAUUGAGUAUCUUGCUGUUCUCCGUCUGAAGCAAUCGCUCAACGAUGAGGUUGAUGCCAAAAUAAAGGCACAAGAGACAGCCAUGACCACCACCAACACCGGAACCGAAAGCUCACCUGAAACUACCGCUGUGCGUGAUGCUCAAGCGACACAGCUGCAGGUUUUGCAGUCGAAGAAAAUGACCGACAAGUCCCCUAUCAUGCUCUUGAUAGGCCCCCCUGGUGUAGGAAAGACUAGCUUAGCCAAGUCUGUUGCUACAGCACUUGGCCGCAAGUUCCAUCGCAUCUCACUUGGUGGUGUCCGCGAUGAAGCCGAAAUUCGUGGUCAUAGAAGAACCUAUGUUGCUGCCAUGCCAGGCCUUAUCGUCCAAGGAUUGAAGAAGGUUGGCGUUGCCAACCCGGUCUUCCUCCUGGAUGAGAUUGAUAAAAUCGGCAUGGCUAGUGUCCAUGGCGAUCCGUCUGCCGCCAUGCUGGAGGUUUUGGACCCAGAACAGAACAAUUCGUUCCAAGACCACUACAUUGGCAUGCCUAUUGAUCUUUCAAAGAUCCUCUUUAUUGCAACCGCCAACAACCUGGAGACCAUCCCGGCCCCUCUUUUGGACCGCAUGGAAAUGAUUUAUCUGCCUGGUUAUACCACGCUGGAGAAGAGGCAUAUUGCACUCCAACAUCUGGUUCCAAAACAGAUUCGCGCCAACGGCCUUGAUCUGGACCAAGUGAGCUUCAACCAGGAUGUUGUCUCCAAAAUUAUCGAAUCCUAUACCCGAGAGUCUGGAGUCCGCAACUUGGAACGUGAGAUUGGCUCCGUUUGCCGUGCCAAAGCUGUUCAGUUUGCUGAAGCGAAGGAUGGAGGGCAACUCGAUAGUUACAAGCGUGUUUUAACCGUUGAAGACGUCGAAGACAUUCUUGGCAUUGAGAAAUUUGAAGAGGAGAUUACUGAAAAGACAAGCCGACCUGGUAUUGUCACUGGGCUGGUUGCGUACAGCUCCGGAGGAAACGGUAGCAUCCUGUUUAUCGAAGUAGCUGAUAUGCCAGGCAAGGGGUCUGUUCAGCUUACUGGUAAACUAGGAGAUGUUCUCAAGGAAAGCGUUGAAGUCGCCUUAACAUGGGUUAAGGCACAUGCUUAUGAACUUGGACUAACACAUGAAGCAUCAACGGACAUUAUGAAAGACAGAAGCAUUCAUGUCCAUUGUCCAUCUGGUGCCAUCCCGAAGGAUGGUCCCAGUAGCGGUAUAGGCCAAGCUAUCGCCCUCAUUUCCCUCUUUUCUGGAAAGCCUGUUCCCCCAACGAUGGCUAUGACGGGUGAGAUUUCUCUACGUGGCAAGGUGACAGCUGUCGGUGGCAUCAAAGAGAAGCUCAUUGGUGCGCUCCGCGCCGGGGUUAAGACCGUUCUUCUCCCUGCCCAAAAUCGCAAAGAUGUUAAGGAUCUGCCACAAGAAGUGAAAGAUGGGCUGGCUAUUAUUCACGUUGGACAUAUAUGGGAGGCUAUCAGGCUGGUUUGGCCCGACUCUCACUGGGUCAGUGACAGUCACUACGCCGGCAUCGAAAGCCGAUUGUAAUGCGGUAUAUGCCACUCUUGUCCCAGGAGGUAUAGCCUCUGUGAUAUAUCUUGGCGUAGCUGAUUGCAACCAAGACCGCAGGUCCAACGCUUGAAGCUAUGGCUGCGAUACUGCCUCGGCGGCCCUUGCCGCAUUGCAGUAGCGCACGUUCACCAAGUACCGUGCAAGAUGCUGCAGAUAGGCGAGCAUUGUACUAACCAAGCCAUGAUUUGGUUGGUCAAGAUGGAGCGAGGUCUGGUAUUACAAGGUGGUGACUUAACGUCAUACAAUGCCGUACGAUGGAACUUCAAGUGAUGAUGGGAACCCUGUGACGGCCUGAACUAUUUAAUGUCCAUGUAUUUGGAGAGGUCUUGGGAUUUUCACGUGUGGUGUUUUACCAAGCAUGGACCUGUAUAUUUCUCGACUGUUAUUGUACUUCAUUUUUCGUAUAUAGUUUUGCAGCAAGCCAUUUCUUGU
Molecule: messenger RNA, 3533 nt
Organism: [Torrubiella] hemipterigena
Lineage: Eukaryota; Fungi; Ascomycota; Sordariomycetes; Hypocreales; Clavicipitaceae
Source: the annotation of a GenBank genome assembly